AACAUUGUCUUUGAAUACUCCGUUUUUAACUCUUUCCUACUCACUCCGCUAUGGGCUGCCGAUUAUUGAGCUGUCAAGACUGUUGAUAAAAAUGGCUGGAAGACUUUUCGCACGAUGUGUUUCCAGGACUUGGAUAUCAGUGCCCGGUCUCAAACCCGCAAGGAUAAGGAGGGCAAAUUGGCAGUGUUGGACAACAUCGAAGACUGCUGCUCUAAACGGUGGACGGGCUGCAUUGCUGUUGGGCCUGCCUACACUUUAUCUGGGAUUUGAAGCUUACCAAAGAGUUCAUAGUACAGCUGUUGUCCAUGCUUUAGAAAGAGAGGAGGUUUUGGAGCAGGCAGACUACCUGUACAGCGCUGCAGAGACUGAAAAACUCUAUCAGCUUCUACUGCAGUAUAAGGACAUCAAUGAUGCAGAGUUCUUGUGGAGGCUGGCACGGGCGUCACAUGACUUGUCUCUCAUGCCGAACAUCGCUGCUGAUCAGAAAAAGACGCUGACCUAUGAGGCCUUCGAAUACGCCAAGAAGGCCUUGGAGAGGGAUGAAGGCUGUUUUGCAGCACACAAGUGGUAUGCAGUGUGCCUUAGCGACGUUGGGGAUUAUGAAGGAGUCAAGGUGAAAAUUGGAAAUUCCUUCAUCAUCAGGGAUCAUCUAGAGAGGGCCAUUGAGCUAAAUCCCAAAGACGCCACCUCGAUAUACAUCCUGGGCUACUGGUGCUUUGCUUUUGCCGAGCUGCCUUGGUACCAGCGCAAAGUGGCAGCUGUAAUCUUUGCAUCGCCGCCUACAGCCACAUACGAGGAGGCUUUGGCAUUCUUCCUGAAAGCUGAAGAAGUUGAUCCCAAUUUCUACAGUAAAAACCUUCUUAUGCUGGGUAAGACCUACAUGGCCAUGAAAAACAAGGAGCAAGCUCUGCACUGGCUGACCAAAGCAAAAGACUACCCUCCGCACACACAGGAAGACAAAGAGGUCCACAAAGAAGCUGCUGAACUUCUAAAGAAGCUGGGAUGAAGACGGUCACAUCACUUUCAUUUUAUAGUCUGAUGGUCAUGUCAAAAUCGUUAUGGUGUUAAUAAGUAGUCCCAUUAUAAUGUCUCAUUUCUAAUUUAUUCUAAUUACAAGAGUGGAUGCAACUCUCAUGGCCUUACACUACUAACUCAUGCCUCUGAGCUACUGUGUAGCAACGUACAGAUGAAGCAUACAGCUUGCAACAUCCACUGACAGUGUUGUAUUAACACAGGCCUAUUUCUUCUGUUUUCUAUGCAAGAUUUCAAUCUGAUAUGUGAACAAGUACUUCCAAUUCAAACAUUUCAUGCUUGAAAUUUUAUGCUCAAGUCUUCAUUCCGAUGAAAACUAGACACGUUUCUUUCCAUUCCAACAUUUGCUUCCAACGUUAAUCUUGCUAGAGAUCAACACAUGGCACUUGAAAAGUCUGGCACGAAAUGCAUUUUUAGCAUUCUUUGGGGAAUUUGUCUUCUGUGGACAGAGAAGUCAGAGGGAAAAUUACGUGACUAACUGAUUUCCUCCGUAACAAAUUGCUAGUCAAAGCUUAGCCUCCACACUGAAUUACAUCAACGGUGUUGCGGCUAUCAUCACCUUAGUCAUUCGUGAACAUCAAGGAUUAAAAUAAAAAAUGAAUUCAAAGUAGUUGUAAAGAUGGUCAGAUACAUUUAUUAAAUAUGGUUCUUUCCACAGGCAAGAUCUUUAAAAAAAAAAAUGAACCAAGAGGAAAUAAAAUGUAUUUUUUCUAAAAGAACAGAAACAUGGCCAACAGUUAUUUUAUUUUGUGAUUCCUGAGCAGAAGGCCUUUCAAACCCCAUGAUACUCAAAACAGAAGAGCCGGUCAUGAGGAGGGAGCAGUGGGGGGUAUUUUCACGUAUUCAUUUAUUUUAUUUCUUUUAUCUCAUAAAUCCAUCUCUUCAUCAAGAUGGGUCAAAGAUUAAAAAUGAAUCUUCUAUACACAUCGUCUCCAGUAAAGGGGCAUUCUGUACAGUGUAGUUGGUGUUUACAGUGUGUAUCUACACGCGAUAUGUUAGUUUAGGUACAUUUCGGUUUGCCCAGAUCACAGUCAGCACAGGAGUCACUCAGCCAACAGGCUCAUGGUUUGUCAUUGGACAUCUCUCUGAUAUACGGUACUGAUACUGUAUAUAAUCAAUAUACAGUACCAUGAACGGGCUCGGGGUUUUGCGGUGUACACGUAUCCGGGUAUCGUUUGUAACCUGAAACGUACCCUCCAUUUCUGAUAAGAACAAAGGCAUCACAGAUUUCUAUCAAUGGAGCUGCAGCUCUGCGUAAUUAAUUAUAACUAAGUACUUUUAUUUACUUUUUUCUUUAUACAUGAAUAUGCACAUAGUUGAUUUUUCUUUGAUUACAAACUUUUUUUUUGUGGAAAGGAAGCACGGCAUAAUGUAAUUUUGAGUUGGCCUCUUCUGCCACAGUGAAUGUUCCUCAUCCCUCGUUUCUCUGCAGUCCCUCCAUUAUUCACCUCAUCCACAGGAACAGCUGAAUGGGUUUUAUAUACAUGACUGGUAGCCUUGACCGACUACCUGGACUCCUCUUUAUAAACUGUCGGACAGGACCUCAUUUGCAGUGGACUGCCAGAGGAAAACAAAGCGAGAGUCAUCUGCUGCAGCCAUGGCUCGUUUCUUUUUAUUCAUUUAUUUUUCCUCUUUACUUUUUUUCCCACCUUUUGACAAGUGGCUUAAAGAAUAAGCACCAGAGUGGUUGGCUGGAAAAUAAAAUGGCUGCUGAUUUCACAAUUUGAAAACAGGGAGUGUGACGCUUUACGCGUCAAUGAAAAAUAGGCGAAUAACGAGGGGAGAGAGGGUCGAGAAACGGCAAAAGCGAUGCACGGACAAAGUUCGCUGCUUUGUCAGCGCCUAAAGGCCGUGCGCUGAGUUUCCGUAGAUUAUUUCGUUUGGCCUGUCCCACACAACCCUCAACCCUUUGUGUUUGAUAAGAUUAUUUUUUUCAAUAGGCACCACUUCACUGACAAACGAGAUCUAAUGAAACUAAGGCUAUCAUCUCCCUCUUUCUUAAAAAAAAAGAAAAGAAAAAAAGACAAGAGCAUGGGCUCAAUAAAUUAAACAGGACAAGUAUCACUGGGGAGAUAGAGGAGCAAGGUGCGGCACUAUGGCUUGACGACAGGCAUGUUCCUGAGCAGCUAGGGCCGAGCAACCAGAUGCCAGAUAACUAGACAAAAAAUACACCAUCAUGUCUGGCUGACUACCUCCAGGCUCCAUACUGCAAAGUUUAAGGGUGAUUUCACACAUCAAGGGGACAAAGGUUCCUUCCCUGCUACCCCCCCCCCCAAAAAAAUCUACUUUACUAUGAAAACCCUGUCUUGACUUUGCUAAUAUGUCACUCAUGGCCAAAUUACAUUUUCUUUUUAAUGAAUAAUUUAGUGCCUCUGAUAUUGGUUCAUAACAGUGACCAAAUGACCACUGCACAUUAACGCUCUGCUUAGGUGGUAAUCAUAUUUUGCUGCAAGAUAUGCAUCAACAUACACGUCACAGUAACUGCUUCCUAAUUCAUAGUUAGCCUACCACCAUGACGGAUAAGGGCACAUGUGUAAACAGUGGGUGAAGAUUUUAAAGUUAAGAUUUGUUUUCAGCGGGAGAAUUUUGGGUGAUGUUGAUGAUAUCCAACAGGACCAUCCCACGACUGUGAAAGGCUCAGAGCAGAUCACUUUGUUAACUCAAUGCAAAGGGCGUCUGGUUAACGAAGGCAAAGCGACCUUCACCCAUACGACUCUGCAAAAUGUUCACGAGAACUUGGAUAAAGCACUUCAAGUCAAACAAUCUCAGGAUGUCUAACAUUAGUUAGUUAGGCAACUGAACUUGCAUAGCAAUUAAGUGAUUUAUCUAUACAACUUUA
Molecule: messenger RNA, 3871 nt
Organism: Lampris incognitus (smalleye Pacific opah)
Lineage: Eukaryota; Metazoa; Chordata; Actinopteri; Lampriformes; Lampridae
Gene: rmdn1
Product: regulator of microtubule dynamics 1
Exons: 10
Coding region: 92-1006 (304 amino acids)
Cellular component (GO): mitotic spindle pole; cytoplasm; spindle microtubule
Molecular function (GO): microtubule binding
Source: RefSeq, a predicted model, not a curated record